GAGCACCUGUAUUUAUGUCGAAGCUCAACAAAACAACAGACUAAAGAUGGAGAACUACAAGUACGCUGUGUUUUUUGAGGCAGAGAAUCUCUCUGAUGCAGAACUAAGACAAAUGGAAAAGUAUUUUAAAAUCAAGAGAAGGUCUGGAGGGGGAGAGUGUAAGAUCAACAAAGUGGGUGACACUACUUGCAUGAUAAGUUUUAUGGAAAAAGAAGCCCAGGAAAGAGUACUCGAACGAAAGGAUCACGUCAUUAAAAUAGAAGGACAAGAGGAGAUCCAUGUUUUAUUGAGGUGUGAAAAUGUUGCUGAAAGCAGCAAACGAUCUAAAGAAUCUCCAAAUCAGAAAUGUGCAAGUGCAAAAAGUGUAGAAAAGGUUUUUAAACUGGACCAUUAUUUACUACGCUUCCUCAGUGAAUGUAAAAAGCCACAUUCAGAUUUGGAAAAACAUCUCUCUAUGAUCUCCAGCACCUUCAAGAUCAACAUUGAGUCUGAAGAGUUGGUGGUGGUAAGGGACCCGGGAGCUGAAGAUGUUUAUCCCCUAAAGAAAUGGGAAUUUGCAGUGGACGAAGCGUUUGAGACUCUAAAGUCACGCUAUAUCAUCCACUUCGAGGUUGAAAGUGACAAAUCUGCGAUUCUAGAAGAAAACUCUUUCCUUCAAAGUGAUAACUUAAAAAUCUAUUUUGAAGAACUAACAUGUUUAACUGUGGUGGUUGGAGAACAAAGAGAAGUGGAGAAGAUUUUAAAAUUUCUAAGCGGCUUGCAGAACAAACAGCAGGUUCAAAAAGAGUGUUGCGUGUCUGAGAAACAAUUUAACCUCAUCAAAGAGGAGUUUGAGCCAUACAUAAAAUCUAAUUUACCUGCGCUUAAGAUCACAAAGGAACGAGCAGGCGUUCUCCUAAAGGGUCCCGAGAAAGAGGUCCAUGCAGGUGAAAAUGAGCUUUUAAAAUUAGCAAAAGGAAUCAAAGAGAAGAGGAUCCCAUCCCAUCAUCCUCUUAUGACCUUUUUGGAAUCAAGUGGUGGUAUACAGCACUUCCAAAACCGAUUUCAGCAGAGCCUCCGCAGCCCAGUUAUGCUCGAGACUUCAGGUUCAGAUGUUCUUCUGUUGAGUCUGUCUGAUGGAGCUCUACAGGAGGCGGCUGCUGCCGUGCAGAGAGACUUGUGUUUGGAGACUGUGCAUACUCAGAAAUCUUCUGCAUUUACUAAGCUGAAGGAGGAUUUGAGCGAAGCCGUCAAGCAGGCCAAUCACAAAAGUGUUAAAGUGGCGCUUAAAUACCAGGAUGAAUCAACUUCUGACCCCAAGGUUCAACUUGUGGGCUACACACCUGAAGUCAGUAAGCUGAAGAACAUUGUGCUGGUAUACAAAAGAAACCAUCAGAUCCAUCAUGCCUCCCUGCCUCUUCCCAGUCCAGAGAUGGCAGAGCACUUCUCUGAGAUCUUGGCAAUUUGCGGCAUGAAGAAGAGCAGUGUGGAAAUAAAGCCAACAAGUUCACCUUCCCCAUGCGUCCACCUCACGGGACCUCGCUGUGAAGUUGAGAGCUUGAAGGACAGCCUUGAGUCAUGCCUUCAGAGGCUUGCCACUAAACGAUGUGAGGUGAAAGGACCUGGAGUUCAACAGUUUUUUCAAAGUGAAGGUGCAAGGAUCUUGCAAUUGGUGAAGAAUUCUUAUAUGGUUGGGAUACUGCCUAUAGAUGAUAAGCAGAAAAGAGGUAAAGAACCCAAAUACAUGAGCAGUCUCAAUCUUCAGAGCUCACCAUUUACGUCUGCAGCUUCCCAAGACUCUCUGGACUCUGACAAAGAGAUAGACAUUAAAGUUGUGGUUGGUAGCCUUGAACAACAGCAGGCAGAUGUGUUUGUUGCUCCGAUGAUUCAAACAAACAUGACCUCAACUUUGAUUGGAUCAUCCCUGUUGAAUAAAGCAGGACAACAGCUUCAAAAUAACUUCAACAAUGCAAAGGGAAAGCACAAGCUUAAGCCUGGAGAAGUGCUGGAGGUGGACGCAACACCAGCGUUGGGAUGCUCCAUGGUUUUCUUUGUGGAAUGUGCGCCCAAAGGAAACAAGCACAAAAGCGAAAAGAAUAAGUCUAACUGGCCAAUAGUGCUCAUGCGCACAAAGGAUUGGUUGUUGUCUCUGUUUCAGUCACUGACCUCUGACCUUGAUGAGAUCAUCAUGCCAGUAGAUGGGAUUGAACUCCAUCUAGUGUUUGGAGACAUCACUAAUGAGACUACUGAGGCCAUCGUGAACACCACUGACUUUAAGGACUUCCAGACAGCUGGAGUGUGUAAGGACAUCCUUACUAAGGCAGGACCUCAAAUCCAGGCUCAACUGACAGGCGCUCAGGCAGCGAGCAGGCAGAUCUUCAAGACCCCACCAGGAGGCUUCCCCUGUAAGACCAUCAUGCAUGUUUGUGGAGAGAGAAACCCUGAUGUUAUCAAGACCUUGGCAAAAGAAAUAGUGGUUCAAUGUGAGCAUGGCUGCUACAGGUCUGUGGCCAUUCCUGCGAUCUGCGCUGGACAAGGAGGUUUGGAUCCAAAUGUGGUGGCCAAGUCCAUUCUAGAGGGAGUAAAGGAAGGUGUUCAAGGAGCGAAUCUUCAACAUCUCAAAAACAUUCGGAUCAUUCUGCUGAAGAUUAAUGUUUUUCUGGCAUUCAAAUCGACAUCAAAGCAAAUUUUUGGCGGUAGUACACAGUUAACAGCUCCUGCACCACUUGUACUUACCAGUGUAACCACCAGAGGGCGCAGUGCAACCAGUAUCAGGCACAGUGGAUCAACUAGAUCAAGCAGAUCACAUUCCUUACCCUUACCAGUCGCUUUGGACUUGAGUUCUCUAGUGACAUCUUUGCCUGACACAGAGAGCACAGCCGCAUUUCUAGUCAUUGGUCACACCAAUAAUGAUGUUUCUGAUGCCUGCAGAGAUCUUCAGCUGGCAUAUAAGGACCAGUGCGCCACACACACUUUCUUUCCUGAUGAGAUUGAACGCCUCACUCAAGAGGAGAUGGACCAGCUGCUCUCUAAAGUGAAUUCACUGCACCUGCAGAUAGAACAGAACAGUUCUGAAGGAUGGGUAGUUAAAGGGCAGAGGAACGGAGUGAAUGAGGUGGUUAGACUGAUACAAGAUGCACUUCGCAGACAGGUAAGAGAGAAGGACCAGACCUUCCUCUUCAGUCAGGUCACGUGGUGCAUUCUGGGACCACGGGGCAUUUGGCAGAAGGUACCAAAAGACGUGAAUUAUAAGCUUGAGAAAAGAGAUGUGAAAGAUGGAAUUGAGGAUGCACAGGGUGUGAAAUGGACUGUGGAUUUGCAAAAGAUGGAGGCCACAUCAUGUGAUUCAGGACAGGUGACCACUCUCAAACGACUGGAGAACCCUUCAGAUUUGUCUUUGCCAAUCUACUGGGACAACAUGAGUCAGAGUGACCUCUUAAAGGUGAUUGUCUUAGAUCCGUCAUCUUCAGAGUACAAGACUGUGAAGAUGGACUUCAAGAAGACAGUCAGAAAAACAGUGCUCAAGAUCGAGCGCAUCCAGAACAUGAAUCUUCGGCGGUUAUACGAGGGUCGUAAAAAAGAGCUGGAGAACAGAAAUGGUCUUAUUGUGGGAGCAGGAGAGAAGAUCCUUUAUCACGGCACAUCAGAGACGUCCUGCUCAUCCAUCAUGAAGUCAAACUUUAAUCGCAAUUUUGCAGGGCAAAAUGCCACCGUCUAUGGACAUGGGACGUACUUCGCUGUGAACGCCAGCUACUCUGCCCAUCCUACCUAUGCAGUUCCUGCAGCAGACGGGACUCAGCUCAUGUUUGUGGCUCGUGUGCUUACGGGUUAUUACGCUUUGGGUCAGGGGGACAUGAGGACGCCCCCUGAGCGUGUGGCACCUGACCUCUAUGACAGCGUGGUGGAUGAUACGCAGAAUCCCUCCAUGUUUGUGGUUUUCCACGACUGCCAGGCUUAUCCUGACUACCUCAUCACAUUCAAAUGAACUUGUGCAAAAACCAACCCUGGCUUGAAAUCCAGAAGAUUUAUAAA
Molecule: messenger RNA, 4011 nt
Organism: Sinocyclocheilus rhinocerous
Lineage: Eukaryota; Metazoa; Chordata; Actinopteri; Cypriniformes; Cyprinidae
Exons: 15
Coding region: 47-3964 (1305 amino acids)
Biological process (GO): protein poly-ADP-ribosylation; negative regulation of gene expression
Cellular component (GO): nucleus; cytoplasm
Molecular function (GO): transcription corepressor activity; NAD+ poly-ADP-ribosyltransferase activity
Source: RefSeq, a predicted model, not a curated record